Molecule: messenger RNA, 7175 nt
Organism: Spodoptera litura
Lineage: Eukaryota; Metazoa; Arthropoda; Insecta; Lepidoptera; Noctuidae
Product: phospholipid-transporting ATPase ABCA3
Biological process (GO): transmembrane transport; lipid transport
Cellular component (GO): membrane; intracellular membrane-bounded organelle
Molecular function (GO): ATP hydrolysis activity; lipid carrier activity; ATP binding
Source: RefSeq, a predicted model, not a curated record
UUGUCACAGUGGAAGGGAGGUUCGGCUCCUGUAGAAUAGUUUGUUUCGCGUACGGUUUUACAUUGACCUUCAAAAAUAGUAUCAAUUAAAUAAAUCGUAUGUGAGUGUGCCAUACCAUAACAGUGAUCUGCGUAUCUUUGAAAAUUCCACAAUAUUAGGAUGUAUGCGUAAUAUGCAGAUGACCACCUCCUGACAGAAUGUCUGCCUUUGAGAAGCUAAAGCUCCUCAUUUGGAAAAAUUUUCUUUUACAAAGGAGACACAAAUGGCAAACAGCUUUUGAAAUUGCAUCACCUGUGAUAUUUUCUUUAUUUCUAAUUCUAACAAGAUGCCUAGUGGACCCAAAAGCAAAACCAGAUAUAAGUUAUCCUCCAUUUCUCCCAACAUAUUUCAACCUAACUGGAAGAAGUUUAGGCAAUCUCACAACAACAAAAUCAGGAACUCUAGCAUUCUCCCCUGAAAACCCUCUUACUAGAAAGGUAACUAAGGAUGCCAUUGCAAUGGUAGCUGAUGAUAAUUUUAGCAUACUUUUUGCUCUUCUAUUUGAUUCAAAUGUUUUACCUCAACCCAAAGGCUACAAAAAUGCUAAAGAAAUGGAAUUAGCUCUUACUCAACCUAAUGCAAUGAACCAAAUUCUUGUUGGAAUCCAAUUUGAUGACAGUAUGGCAAAUGCUACAGAAUGGCCAGAUGACAUAACUCUAACACUAAGAUUCCCAGCUGUGAUGAGAACUCCGAUGGUGGAGCACCCACUUAGGGCUAGUUGGCGUACGAAUUUAUUGUAUCCGUUGUUCCCGCGCCCUGGUCCCCGUGAUCCCGACGACAUGUACGGUGGAAAAACACCAGGAUAUUCGCCAGAAAUGUUCUUAGCGGUUCAGCAUGCUAUAUCACAGGAAAUUAUAAAACAGAAAGCCGGGAAGCCGAUAGGUACGAAAGUUUACCUACAACGUCUACCUCAACUUGCAUACAGGGAAGAUCAAUUGUUAGUGGCACUUGAAAGAUUCAUAUCAAUGAUAAUCAUGCUCUGCUUCGCGUAUUCCUUCGUCAACACUGUCAGGGUCGUAACAUUCGAGAAAGAGUUACAGUUGAAGGAAACUAUGACAAUAAUGGGCCUUCCAUCGUGGUUACAUUGGUUGGCAUGGUUCAUCAAACAGUUUUCGUUCCUGCUGAUAUCUGUUGCCCUUAUUGUUAUCCUGUUCAAGACACCAUUCAACCGGACGCAGGCUGGCGACGGUUAUUCUGUACUUACAUUUACACCAUGGAGCGUCCUUUUUUUCUUUAUGAUCUUGUUCGUCAUCGCCUCAUUAUCAUUUUCUUUUAUGGUCAGCGUCUUCUUUUCUCGAGCCAAUACAGCUGCAUCGUUUAUGGGCCUGGCCUGGUUCGCCGCGUACUCUGUUUACAUGUUGACCCAAGUACUUUACGAAGACAUAAGUCUGACAACGAAACUGUUAUUAAGUCUAAUAUCAAACACUGCUAUGGGAUAUGCGUUCCAAAUUAUCAUCAUGUGUGAAGGAACUUCUAAAGGUCUACAAUGGGAUGAGUUCUUUACUCCGAUAUCAUACCAGGAUCAACUUCAGCCGGGCCAUAUAGCUCUAAUGCUGAUACUCGACUCGAUACUCUACAUGUUGAUAGCGAUGUAUGUCGAGAAGAUAAGGCCAGGGCUCUAUGGAGUCCCGUUGCCCUGGUACUUCCCCUUGACGAGGAGCUUUUGGAAACCGAAAAAGCAUAAAGUGGCAGAGAUAACUGGGAAAGAUUCAAAUAAUCCGGAGUACAAUGAUGCUUUAUUGAAAGUCGUUCAUGACCACGACGAGGAACCGAAAGGCGUGCCAGUGGGCGUCAACAUACAGAAUUUAACGAAAAUAUACAAGGGUCGUAAAAAAGUCGUAGACAAUUUGAACCUGAGGAUGUAUGAGAACGAGAUCACCGUGUUAUUGGGUCACAAUGGCGCUGGGAAAACAACCACUAUAUCCAUGCUUACAGGCAUGGUUCCGCCCACAUCUGGGAAAGCGUACAUCAACGGCUACAAUAUAGUGACGGAAACUGGUCUAGCGCGCAAGUCACUCGGCAUCUGUCCACAACACAACGUACUGUUCCCAGACCUCACGGUCGCGGAACACAUCAUAUUUUAUUCAAGGCUAAAAGGUGUUCCGAAAAGUAAAAUCAAGGACGAAGUAAAUCAUUUCGUCAAACUCCUUGAAUUAGAACAAAAGCGAGACGUGACGUCUGACAAGUUGUCAGGCGGUCAGAAGCGGCGUUUGUCUGUUGGGGCUGCAAUGUGCGGUAACUCGCGCGUGGUACUGCUGGACGAGCCCACGUCCGGCCUUGACCCCGCCGCGCGCCGCGCAUUGUGGGACCUACUGCAGAAAGAAAAGAAAGGUCGCACAAUGAUACUGACUACACAUUUCAUGGACGAAGCCGACGUACUCGGUGAUCGAAUAGCAAUCAUGUCUGGGGGCCAACUACAGUGUGUAGGGACCCCUUACUUCCUCAAGAAACAUUACGGCAUCGGCUACAAAAUAACUAUUGUUAAAGGAGAAAACUGCAUACCUGAUGAUGUCACUAAGUUCUUCAAAACUUACGUGCCUGAUAUUAAGGAGAAUACUAAUAUAGGUUCGGAAUUAACAUACAUCUUGCCUAGUGACAAUGUUAGUAAAUUUCCGGAGAUGCUCAAAGCAUUUGAAGAUAAAAAGGAAUCUUUGUGUGUAUCUAGUUAUGGACUCUCAGUUACCAGCUUAGAGGAGGUUUUUAUGAAGGCAGGCGCAGAAGAUCUAGAAAGUUCGUCAGCGAAAAGUAAAAACCAUACCAAUUCUGGACCUUACAACGAAUGCGCAAUCGCACCUCUAGGCAACAACAUUCCGGAUAAUGAACCUAUACAAAAAGUGCGCGGAUUCAAACUUUUGCGGAAUCACAUAAAGGCAAUGUUUUUGAAAUUGGCUUAUAACACGAUGAGGAACAAACUGACUGCCUUAAUACAGUUCGUGACGCCUAUAAUUAAUAUCACAAUAUCGGUAGUGAUAGCUCGGUCCUGGAAAUUUUUGUCUCAAUUGCCGCCAUUGACCUUAAGUCUUGAAAGUGGGUUUGCACAGACAGAAACCUUGAUGUCCCAAGUCAACUUAACAGAUGGUAGUAUCGAAGCCAAAGCUAUGAUGGCAUAUAAGGAUUACUUUAAAACUUCUACGUACCCAGGAAUGUCACUAAACGAUUUAGGCACCAGUAAUUUAGGGAAAUUCUACUUAAAACUGAGCGCAGAUGAUCUCUCAAGGGUAAGAAAUGAAAUUCCCAUUGGUGCUACAUUUGGUGCGCGCAAUAUAACAGCUUGGUUCAGUAACUACGGAUACCAUGACUCAGCGAUAUCUUUGGCGCAUGUCAACAAUGCAAUCAUGAAAGCUAUGUCGCCUGGAAGCAACUUGAGAGUUAUCAACUACCCAUUGCCGUAUUCCAUUGAAAAUUUAGUGAAGGUCAUGGCUUCCGGCAGCAGUAUGGGAUUCCAGUUCGCAUUCAACAUCGGCUUUUGUAUGGCUUUCGUCACCGCUUUCUUAGUACUCUUCGUUAUUAAGGAGCGUAUAAGCGGCGCGAAACUUCUCCAACGUGUGUCAGGCGUGCGCCCCGCAGUCAUGUGGACAACUGCGCUCAUUUGGGACUGGUUCUGGCUGUUCCUCGUCUACCUCUGUAUUAUACUCACCCUCGCUUGCUUUCAAGAAAGCACUUUAUCUUCACCUGCUGAACUAGGCAGGGUCCUUCUAGUCUUAAUGGUGUUCUCAAUAGCCACAAUACCACUACACUACCUCGCAUCAUUCUUCUUCGAAGCAGCUGCUACUGGCUUCUCGAAAAUGUGCUUCAUGAAUAUAUUCACGGGUUGCAUGCCAUUUUUAAUCAUCGAAUUAUUGAGAUUACCUGAAGUAGGCAGUCCGUUUUACGCUCAUCUGUUCGACUGGAUUUUUUCUCCGUUGCCUAUUUACUGCAUCAGUAGAAGUUUCAGGGACAUGAGUGUAUCAUCGUUCUCAAUGAUGGCGUGCGAUGGUCUCUGCGACCAAUUGAAGAUUGACAACUGUACGCGUCACACAAUCUGCAAGCAGCUGAAACUCUCCGUGUGUUGUAUUGAAGAUGAUCCGUACAUGAGAUGGGAAGAGCCGGGCAUUGGAAGAUAUCUGUUCAUGAUGAGCAUGGUUGGAAUCUUAUCGUUCAUGAUAUUGCUCAUCAAGGAAUACGAGAUUUUGAACAAGGUAUUCUACUCUUCAAGCAACCAGCCAACACCGGCUGUAGGCAAAGGGGAUGAUGAUGUAGAAACAGAACGUCGCAGAGUCCAAGAGUUCACAAGACCCCAAGUAGCCCAGCACAGUCUUGUAUGCAGAGACCUUACUAAGUUCUACAAACAUUUCCUUGCUGUCAACAGACUUACUUUUGCCGUUAACAAGGGAGAGUGCUUUGGACUACUGGGUAUAAACGGUGCGGGCAAAACCACAACGUUCCGUAUGUUGACUGGCGACGCCCACAUCUCUGGCGGUGACGCAUACGUACACGGAAUGUCCAUCAAAACGCAUCUACAAGACGUCUAUAGACAUAUUGGUUACUGCCCGCAGUUUGAUGCCUUGUUUGAAAACCUCACGGGCCGCGAAACAUUGCGGAUAUUCUGUUUACUGCGCGGCAUACCGUCUGCUGUCGGUAAUGCUCGAGCAUUACAUCUUGCCACUUCACUCGGAUUCUUAAGGCAUUACGAUAAAAAGGUAUUUGCGUGUAGCGGAGGGACUAAAAGAAAAAUUAGCACAGCUGUGGCAUUGCUUGGUGAUGCACCAUUAGUGUUCCUCGAUGAGCCGACUACAGGUAUGGAUCCCGCAUCGAAGCGACUAGUAUGGACGUGUAUAAGCGAGGCAGUGAUAGCGGGGCGCAGUAUAGUGCUGACGUCACACAGUAUGGAGGAAUGUGAAGCUCUGUGCUCGCGACUCACUGUCAUGGUCAACGGACAGUUCUACUGCCUCGGACCUCUACAGCAUUUGAAGAAUAAGUUCUCACAAGGAUACACAUUAAUAGUUAAAUGUAAAUCUGGCGUAGAUAGGGAUAACGCCGUGAUCAAGAUCAAAAAUUAUAUUAUCGACAACUUUAAUGAUUCGAGACUUAUCGAGUCAUAUUUGGGUAUUAGCACAUUUUAUAUCAACGAUGCUGGAUUGCCAUGGUGGCGAAUAUUCGAUAUUAUGGAAGAAGCGCGGAAACAGUUCCCAAUAGAGGACUACUCCGUAGCACAGACUACGCUAGAACAGGUAUUCCUACAAUUUACAAGAAUGCAGGGCAACACAGAGGCUUAACCCCUCAAGGGAAUAUUAAUUUAAUCGUUAGGUUCAGGGUAAACUACAAGACAAGAGAUCUGGAUCGAAUUACUGCGCGCUUAAUCGACAAUAGAUUUUUUGAGUUUUUGAAGGACAGGAAGGAGAAGGAAAAACUCAAUAAUAAAGUCUCGAUUUUUAUAUAAAACUCUUAGACUAGUGUCGUUUACAACUGAUAACUUUUUUUUACUUUUUCAUAUACUCAGCAUAAACUUUGUAAUAUUUUCAUCUAUAGUCGACAAGAUAUUUUGUAAGAUCGAAAGGUAAAUACGGACAUUGAGACUCAAUAGUACUUAACGAUGAAUAAUACAAAUAGUUAUUACGACUCCAUUUUGAAUGUUCAAUAUUUUAUAUGAAAAAAUUAACUUAAGAUAAUUGUAGUUACAAUUGUACCGUUAAAUGUUGUUGUUGAUGUGUUUGGAUGUGUAUUUAAUGCAUAAAAUAUAGUCUAUGCAAUGUAAGUUCUACUUGUAAAAUACGAGCUCUUAUAGUUUGCCGCAAAACGUUACAUAAUUCACACGCAUCUGCUUAAGAUCAUUAAGCAUUUUAUUCGGAAUGUAACGGCAAACAUUGUACUUAAAAGUGUUCUUCUCUUUUGGAAGAAACUAAUACUUUCACUAAAGCUUCGUGCUAUUUUAGUAAUCUCAGAAUCAUGCCUCAAAUGUUCGUAGAAUUACUAUCGAGUAAACGUAAGUCAUUGACCACACCAUUCCAGUUUUCGUACAAUAGAAACGUUAGAAAUAAAUGUUUUGUCUCAAAAUACUCCCAACCUGUAAUGAUCUGUUAAUAUUUAAGUUAAUAAAUAUCGAAUAUACAUUUUAUGUACAACUGUAUUUUACUUAGAGUACGUCUUAAAUGAAAGCACUAUAAAUUGUCGCAUUCACUUCGUAUCGUAUUUUUGCCGUUUUUUCAUAAGUGAUGUGUGAUUUUGUAUGUUAAAAUUUAGUUACAACUAAAUAAGGUUCUUUGUUCUGAUUUGGAAUCCAAACAAUGCACUAUUUCAUUAUGAGGUGCCUGUUAAGUACUUAUUUUAGUGAGAUAUAAUUAAUAUUAUGGUGCUUGUCCUAUUAGGAGAGUAAAUAGGUCGUAUGAUGGCCUUUUUGGCAGCUACAGAAAUGAAUUGUGACUCAUAUAACGAUAUUUUACCAUUUCCUAUGUUUUUUUUUUUCAUUUCUGUAUUCUAAGUAACAUUUUAAUACCAAAGGAAGUCUCAAUGAACUUGAAAGAUUUAAAGUAACUUUUAUAACUGUCGUGUUAUAAAAUGUAUUAACGACUUGCCACUUUGUUAAUUAAUUUUGUAUCUUCUAAGGAAAUCUAUAUUUAUAGUCUUGUCACAAUCUUAUUGUACCUAUUUAACUCGUCGAGUACCGGUUUUGUAGACACAAUUAUAAAACAAUAGGUUGCGGUCACCGGUGACCGCUUGGUGUUUGACAGUUUAAGGUAGUUAACAGUAUCAGUAUCAGUAAUACUUAUUUAUAAUUACUUGAAUUAAUCCAUUAAAGUGAUGGCCUAAUUUAUCAACUGACAAAAAAUGCCUAAUUUGCGCCAAAUUAUGUUCUAUUUUCAAUCAUUAUAAUCUUUUCUUAAGAUCUGAAAAAUGUCCGUAGAAGUAAUUAUAAAUAAUACAAGUACAAACAGUAAUCACAGUUGUGGGUAUAUAAUACAUCGGCAAAUGUUCAGGGAUAGUGCAAAUCCACGAAUCUAUUAUACGUAAAGGCCGCGUAUCUGCAAUAGGUCUAGUUUUACAGGGGAUGGUUAAAACUCAUGAAUUUGAAGCUCAUUUUCACAUAUUAAAAACUAGCUACUUCUGCGCGGUUUCACACGCUCUGCUCAGCUCUUAUAGGAGCUCCUAUAGGCUAUAAA